CGCCAGCCAAUUCACGACAGCGCGCGCAUUCACCACCCACUGUCAAGAUGCCCAUAUCCAAGGCCACCAAGAAGUUCGAGAGGAACAAACUGCCCGACGUCAUCAAGCGCCGGAAAGAAGUUGCAAAAGUCAAGCAGCGGAAGCAGAUUGACCUCAAGAAGAAGGAACGCAAGGCGCGAGACAAUGCAAAGGCCGACGACCUCGAAGAUGACGCCGCGAAGAAGCCAAAGUCCAAGGCGGCCAAGGACGACGAGGCGUUUGGGGAAAUGUCCAUGGACCAGUUCUUCGAGGGCGGCUUCGAGGUGCCCAAGAUGAGCAAGAAGAGCUCGACAAAACCGAAGACGGGCAAGAGAAAGCGCACGCCAGUCGAACAGGAUGGCUCUGAAGGCUCUGACGACGAGAUGGCCGAGGCAGCAAACGGUGCAGACGACUCUGCUACAGACAGCGACUCGGGCGACGACGCCGACGCUCACAAGGAGCAACUCGCAGGACUGGCGGCCAAGGACCCCGACUUCUACAAAUACCUCAAAGAAAAUGACGCAGAGCUGCUGGACUUCGCCGAAGAUGCGGACCUGGCGGAGAUCGACGCGCUCAGCGCCAGCGAGGACGAGACAACGCCCAGGAAGAAGCAGAAGGCGGCAGAGGUCUCAGACGACGAGAGUGAGCCAGCGAGCAGCAACGAGGUCUCCAAGCAGCUCAUACAAAAGUGGAAACUUUCACUGGAAGCGAACCACUCCCUGAGGGCGAUGAGGGAGGUCGUGCUGGCCUUCCGGUCUGCUGCACACUUGAACGACGAGGAAGGCAAGAAGUAUAGAUACUCGAUAUCUGACCCAGAUGUUUAUCACCAGGUUCUCGUGACCACCCUCCAGCUUGUCCCCAAGGUGCUGCAACACCACCUGCCCGUCAAGGAGAAUGCUGCAGGCAAGAUUCGUGUGCCUACCGACUCGAAGAAAUUCCGCACGCUCACGCCGCUCCUCAAGUCGCAUACCGUCUCAAUCCAACAUCUUCUCGAGAAUCUCUCGGACGCCUCAACCAUGCGCAUGACUCUGGACUCGCUAGCGACACUGCUUCCGUACAUUCUCUCUUUCAAGAAGGUCGUUCGCGAGGUCAUAAAAACGGUUUCGUCUGUAUGGGCAGACUCUGCCAACAACGAGAUGACCAGGUUGUCUGCAUUCCUGGUUAUGCGACGUCUGGUAGUCAUCUCCGACGCAAGCAUUCGUGAGGCCGUCCUAAAGCAGGCAUACCAAGGGCUUGUCAAGGGCGCAAGAAACACGACGGUCCACACCAUCCAAGGCAUCAAUCUCAUGAAGAACACUGCCUCUGAGCUUUGGGGCCUCGAUCCUACCGUAGGGUACACGACUGGUUUCGGUUUCAUCCGUCAGCUUGCCAUCCACCUCCGGACCAGCAUCACAAACAAGACGAAAGAUUCCUACAAGACAGUCUACAACUGGCAGUACAUCCACUCGCUAGAUUUCUGGUCUCGAGUUGUCUCAGCACACUGCGAGUCUCUUCGCGAAGCAGAGUCCGGCAAGCCAUCCCCUCUCAGACCACUCAUCUACCCCGUUGUCCAGCUCACGCUCGGAGCCAUGCGUCUCAUUCCCACCGCGCAAUACUUCCCCCUUCGCUUCCAGCUCGUUCGCGCCCUCAUUCGCGUCUCGUCAGCGACGUCAACAUAUAUCCCGCUCGCUCCCGCACUCAUUGAAGUCCUCAACACGGCAGAGAUGAAGAAGCCCCCGAAACCCAGCACUCUGAAAUCUCUGGAGUUUAGCACCACCAUCAGAGCAACAAAAGCGUAUCUCCGUACACGAGUCUACCAGGACGGCGUCGGUGAGCAGGUCGCAGAACUGCUUGCAGAAUUCUUCGUCCUGUGGGCGAAGAAUAUCGCGCUCCCUGAACUCGCACUCCCCGUUAUCGUCAUGCUCAAGCGCUGGGUCAAAGCCAUGACCAAGAAGAGCAGCGGGAAUCGCAACGCGAAGAUCAGCUCGAUCAUGGCAUUGUUGAUCCAGAAGCUCGAGGCUAAUUCAAAAUGGGUCGAGGAGAAGCGCGCAAAGGUCGAUUUUGCACCCAACAACCGCGCAGGUGUGGAGGGCUUCCUCAAGGAUGUUGACUGGGAGAAGACGCCGCUCGGUGCGUUUGUGGCCGGGCAGAGGAAGGCGAGGGAGCAGAAGAACAAGAUGCUCGAGGAUGCGCGGAAGACGGAUGACAGAAAGAGGGAGGAGGCUGAUAAGUGGGAGGCUAAGAAGGGCGGGAAGGAGUUUGAAUCCGAGGACGAGGAUGUCGAGAUGGAGGUCGAUGAUGAGGAUAUGCUGGACCUGGAGGACGACAGUGACGAUGACGAGGAGUAGACGUGCGAUGUAAAAUCUUGUAUUGGAUACUUGGGCGCGGAGACGCGCAUGUAUGUGUUUCGACGUUACUACACACGGGGAACGCACAUCGUCAUAGUAUAGUGACACGUUGUGUACCCAUGUGCUGGGGGCUUUCUAGCAGCAAAUUCAAAAUACACGGUCAAUAGGGUU
Molecule: messenger RNA, 2516 nt
Organism: Dothidotthia symphoricarpi CBS 119687
Lineage: Eukaryota; Fungi; Ascomycota; Dothideomycetes; Pleosporales; Dothidotthiaceae
Product: Noc2-domain-containing protein
Exons: 3
Coding region: 48-2345 (765 amino acids)
Biological process (GO): ribosomal large subunit biogenesis
Cellular component (GO): Noc2p-Noc3p complex; Noc1p-Noc2p complex; nucleolus
Source: RefSeq, a predicted model, not a curated record